Xylaria bambusicola is the source of this 651-nucleotide messenger RNA. RefSeq lists its product as uncharacterized. The coding region runs from base 1 to 651 and encodes 216 amino acids. The record is from RefSeq and is a predicted model, not a curated record. The transcript has 2 exons. NCBI's taxonomy places the organism in Eukaryota, Fungi, Ascomycota, Sordariomycetes, Xylariales, Xylariaceae.
AUGAGUCAACGACAGAACAGCCAAGUUCGAAACCCUCCGUCGUCGUCACAGGACAGCCGAGAGGAUGAAGAAACCUAUUCAACCAAGGCCACAAGAGGUUCAUCAGAUGCAGGUUCAGACGAUUUAGAAUCGUCGCGCACUCGUUCGCGGUCCUCCGACCGUAGACCUCGACGAUCAGUGACGAGGAGGCUCUUGCAACACAUACAGACCUCUGAGGUGAGCGAUCCCGACACGGCAGGUAUGGCUCACGGAAUAUCGUCACUCGGCAACGAGCCCCUCAUGGGUUUAUCGCCGCUUUCCCCUCUGCCUCCCGCGAUGUUACCAACCAAAAAGCGGUCCCUAGACGAAGUAUUAGGCGAUCAAAGCCCUCCGGAGAAAGACAAGAUGUCUGCGGAAAUUGACGAGCUUGCGGGAGGACCGACAUCCGACUUAUCUGGUAGCUCUUCUGGGCCCCGGAACGCCGUGGCCACUGGGUCCCAUCAACGGAAGAAAAGCAAGUCCAAUGGAGAAUCAUCAAGUGCUCGAGCCCUUCCCGUUAUGACGAGGGGGUCGGCAACAGACUCCGAGCAACAUGGAAACAGACGAGAACAAAGACGCUCAGAACGUAUCCGCAACGCGUCUCAUCAAGAUAAGCCAUCGCACUCACGCUGA